Capsicum annuum is the source of this 1572-nucleotide messenger RNA. Its product is annotated as LRR receptor-like serine/threonine-protein kinase HSL2. Gene Ontology annotation, biological process: protein phosphorylation. The transcript has 7 exons. Lineage: Eukaryota; Viridiplantae; Streptophyta; Magnoliopsida; Solanales; Solanaceae. The record is from RefSeq and is a predicted model, not a curated record. Bases 1 to 1572 code for a protein of 523 amino acids. Gene Ontology annotation, molecular function: protein binding; ATP binding; protein kinase activity.
AUGGUGAAGGAUGUUCAUCGACUUGCAAAUCUUGGAGUGCGACUCUUAAAUUUCGAAGAUGGAGGGGUGGUUCUUCAUGAUAUAUCUAAAUCAUACCUUUGUGGAGAAGUUAAAGAAAAGCAGGCCGGAGAUCCCAUCUUGAUCCAGAUAAAGUGUGAUGUGGGUCACCAAAAGGUGAUGUCGUCUGAGAUUGGUGGUGAUGGUCUGGGGAAUCUUAAAGAUCUACUGGACCUUGACUUAUCGUCAAACAACAUGGUUGGUUCUUUACCUCCAGAAAUUGGAAAUCUAAAGGUUUUGGUACAACUAGAUCUAUCAAUGAAUGGAUUCUCAAAUGAAAUCCCUAGAGAAAUCGGGGGAUUGUGUAGGCGAGGUAAAAUAGCUCCUCAACAAGCUGAUUCAGUGUCUACCAUAACAAGAGAAAGAAUUUCAUUCUAUGAAUUGCUCCAAGUAACUGAUGAGCUUAGCGAGAGUAAUCUGAUUGGUUCGGGAAGUUUUGGCACUGUUUACAAAGGCAUUCUCAGAAGUGGAGUUGUCAUUGCAGUUAAAGUGUUCAUUCUACAACUAGAUGCGGGAUUUAAGAGUUUUGAUACAGAAUGUGAAGUUUUUCGGAGCCUUCGCCAUAGGAAUCUCGUAAAAGUCAUUACUAGUUGUUCCAAUCUUGAUUCUAAGGCUAUAGUGCUCGAGUAUAUGCCUAAUGGGAGUCUUGAGAAGUAUUUGUAUUCGCACAACUACUUCUUAGACAUCAUGCAGAGACUAAGCAUAAUGAUAGAUGUGGCUUGUGCAUUGGAAUAUCUCCACCAUGGGUGCUCAUUGCCAGUGAUUCACUGUUAUCUGAAACCUAGUAACGUCUUGCUGGAUGAGGAUAUGGUUUCCCACCUAAGCGACUUUGGUAUCUCAAAACUUCUUGGUGAAGAUGAGAGUGAUUUAUACACAAAAACCUUAGCAACAUUGGGAUAUAUUGCACCGGAAUAUGGACUGGAUGGAUUGGUGUCAACAAAAUGUGAUAUCUAUAGUUACGGGAUCAUGUUGUUGGAAACGUUUACCAGGAGAAAGCCUAAUGAUUUUGAGGGAGAUGUUAACUUGAAGCAAUGGGUGAGUUACUCACUUCCAGAGGCAGUAAUGUAUGUCGUAGAUGCCAACUUGCUAACUUCGACUGGUAAUCGCUUACGGAAGGAGCUAGAUGUUUUGGCAUCCAUUAUGAAAGUGGCAUUUGAUUGUUGUGCUGAAUCUCCGGCGAGAAGGACUAACAUGAAAGAUGUUGUAGGAAUGCUACAGAUGACCAAGAUUCAACUUCUUGAAUGUGGAUCAUUCCUUCCCUGUAUUUCCAUAAGCCACCCUGGCCUUGCAGCGAUAGCAAACCGGGUGCUUUUUACUGAUGCAGAGGCAGAUUCAGCCAAGAUCCAAACCAACAUUACCACUGAUCAAUUGGCUCUUUUUUCUCUGAAAUCCCAAAUUGUUUCAGAUCCCUUUCAUUUCGUGGAUGAAAGUUGGUCUCCUGCUAUGAUUCCCCGUGAAUUUGGAAACCUCUCAUUUCUUGUUUCUCUCGACUUGGGAAGCAACAAUUUCCAUUGA